UUCCUUUGGGUUCGCUGUUGUUUUCCUACCGGAGCCGGGAGCGCGGCGUUGGGGCGGCGGAGCAUCGCGGCGCGCUGACGGCGAACGCCAUGGAUUCGGGCCGGUAGUACGAGUUGGGGAUUUGGGUGAACCGCCGGCCUGAUGGUGCACUGCAUUUCUAUGGUGUGGCGCAAGGUGCUGAGGAAGCGCUGGGUCCUUGCCGUGGUCUUCGGCCUUUCGCUCAUCUAUUUCCUGCGCAGCACCUUGAGACAGGAGGAAAGAACAGUCCUCGACAGAAAUUUGUUGCAGCUUCGAGGUCCUGAACGGCGAAUUGUAUGGAAAGUGCGUUUUAACCUGGGUAACAGCAGUAGACAGAAUGCACAGUGUCGAAACUCCAUCCAGGGUAAACUACUAAUUACAGAUGAACAAGGCUAUGUCUGUGAAAGGAAGAACUUGCUUGUAAAUGGCUGCUGCAGCAUAAAUGCACCAAGCACAAAAUUAUAUGCAUGUGACACCUGCCUACCUAAUGACUGCUGCAGUGUGUAUGAGUACUGUGUUUCUUGUUGCCUUCAGCCAAAUAAACAACCUCUGUUAGAACGCUUCCUGAACAGGGCUGCAGAAGCCUUCCAGAAUCUGUUUACAGCAAUUGAGGACCACUUUGAACUCUGCCUGGCAAAGUGCAGAACAUCUUCUCAGAGUGUUCAACAUGAAAACAACUACAGAGACCCUGCUGCAAAAUAUUGCUAUGGAGAAGAUCUACCAGAGUUACUUCCACUGUAACCUACAUUGUUAAAAUGGGAGUUAUACAGUAACGAAAGCAUAUUUUGUUUGGGCAAACUUUCAUUGUGGAAGGAAUACAGGUUUUCUUAUUAUAAGAAACUACAGUAGUUUUAUUUGCUAUACCAGUAUUUAAUUAUUUAUUUAGUUUUAGCUUUUGAACUGUCUUGAUUGCAGCAAUCAAGGCAACCAAAUGCCAAACAAUACCCAUCCAAAUCUGUAAUUAGUAUUGUGGUGAAUAUUGCAGCCUGAGCAGACUACUGCCAGCAAAUAAAGAAUCAUCUGCUACAUUAAUUACAGUUUAUUUGCAUAUUUGGAAAUUAAUCUGUGCAACUUAUGUAAAUAUAUGCAUAUGUUUAUCAAAAUUAAAAUGUACACAACAUUUGAUUUAUGAGCAGUUCAGGCUUCUUGAUUGUCACUUUAAGUCCUGCCAAUUCAUGAAGGUGGCUAGUAUUUUCGAGAUGAGUGAGCUGGGAUAAUUUGAUUCUGCAAACUUGCUUUGUUUUAGUGAAGUGUAGAAUGCAAACUUUGGAGAGUGCUUAGAUUGCUAAUAUUAAAUUAUAUCUAAUUAACCUGAUAAAUAUUGUGCUUACUGUGCAAUAUUCUAUAUUGAUAAUAUAUCAUCAAUAAAAAUGGGAUGAGAAAUUUGUGUUCAGUGGAACUGCUGAACUUGUAGUAAUGAAUUCACAUUGAAUUUGUUCUUUGAAGUCUAUAUAACAAAAUUUCAGAAGCCAAGUUCCUUGUGCAUUAUUACAUCGUUUAGCACAUGCAACAGAGAAAUUUUUAUCCUGUGAUAUCUUACUUGAUUUACACAAGCUAAAGAACAUUGGUAAUCUCUGGAUGUUCCUGAUAAUGUCAGCACUCUGAAAGUGACAACCCAUUAAUCUGUGAAAGAUAAAACAAAAGUUUAGAGGACCAUUUUCUACAAUGUAGAUAAAACAAAAAAAUAGGGAAUAAGGCAUAUUUGAGUGUCCUGACAUGGCUCUUGUAUAAGGCAGUUGAACUGAGAAAAAGGAAAGAAAGCAGUUGUGGAGCUCCAGAUUUGUUGUAAUAAUCUCAAUUUUAAAAUUAUAUAAUAUUCAUUGAAUAUUCAAGGUUAAAAGGCAUUUACCGUGCAUUAUCUUUUUCCAUUGAGUCUCCAAGCUGUUGAGUUGGAUGUAAAGGAUUAAUAAAUGAAAAAGUUAAAAUGAGACAGUUUUUCUAUAUGUUUUUGUAUUAAAGACAUUGUGAUGCAGAGAAUAUUAUCCUGAGGGCUGAAAUAAAUCAUGUGCUUUCAUUUUUUAAAAUUUCAUAUGUGAAGUUUCUAUUAACUUAAUAUAAUCUAAUUUAUUUUGUGUAUGCAAUUGAAUUGAUAUGUGACUACAAUAUGUAUAAUCAUAUUUUUGAUGUCACUGGAAUAAUGUCAAAUUAAAUGACAGUCAUGAGAGUUGACAUCUGUAAUUUGUAACCAGUCUCAGUAUUUUGUGACAGUAUUUAAUGUCUUGGCCUCCCGCUCACCGCAGACAUUUGCUGCCUGCCUCAUCCCUAUCCAUGAGAGCACUUCAGUUGUUGAAUCAGCCUCAUUUACGAUGAUUAAAUGUACACUGCCAUUGGAGGUACUGGUUUGAGACUGGUGUCUGCAGUUCAUAUUUCACUCAAACAGAGUAAUCUUUGAUAAUCGUUGAUAUCCUUGGUUAGAUUGCGAACUAUGCUGGUCAGGAGAGAACACAUUCUGAAUUGGACAUUGUUCCAACUGGGAGUAAAACCCUACUAUUUACACAUUUAAAUUGAAGUCAGCUGCAUUUAAAAAAAUGGUUCAGUACUCAGAACCAAACAGUUUAUAAAUAAGAUUUGACAAUUCAGUAGAAUUUCAAGUAGAGCACUUGUCAUAGCAAUGGCAUAUGUCUACUUCCACGAUGUCUUAUGUUGCUUCACAUUGGAAUAGAUUUAACAAAGUGAAAACGACCAAACUAAUGUGAAGUCUACCAAAUAAAUGCAUCUUUCAUGGCAUUGUCUUCUGGUAUGUAUUUCAUCUUCCUGGGGUUUACUGAACGGAAGUCAUUUCCCUCCAAUGUCAAUAUUAUUUAUUCAGAUUAUGUAAAUCAUUUUUAAAAACAUGAAACCUGUUCCUUUAAGUAAUUUUAUUAUUGGGAAAUGUUUCAAAUGUGCGGGCCACUUUUAAUAACUUCUUGCACCAAAAACACAUUAUCCAACCAAGUUGGAACAUAAGCACAUUUGAAUGCUCAUCUUAUUUGAAUUAAGUGGCAGGAAUAAGAGACUAACGAGAAAA
Mobula hypostoma (lesser devil ray) is the source of this 3025-nucleotide messenger RNA. It is a transcript of the gene spring1, whose product is annotated as SREBF pathway regulator in golgi 1. The transcript is spliced from 5 exons. The record is from RefSeq and is a predicted model, not a curated record. Gene Ontology annotation, biological process: positive regulation of SREBP signaling pathway. The coding region runs from base 142 to 759 and encodes 205 amino acids. NCBI's taxonomy places the organism in Eukaryota, Metazoa, Chordata, Chondrichthyes, Myliobatiformes, Myliobatidae.